AUGCGAACGCGCAGGGCCCAAAUUAAGCUGCGCGGACACAAUCCGCCGGGUGCCGGGACUGUAGCAGAAUUGACACUGGCGAAUGUCGGAGGAACGCAGGGUCGGGCAGUAAACAUCAGCAACACAUGGACCUUGCCCCAGGAAGGAUUCUCGGUCUUCUAUCGCUACUUCCGGGAUAAAAUCUCUUGGUUCGAGGCCGACGCCGUCUGCCAAUUUCAUCACGCAAAUCUCGUAACAGUCAACAAUGGAGUACAGUUCGAUUCAACCCGCGCAUUUUUGAAGGAACUCGACGUCACCGGCGCGGUGUGGAUUGGAUUGAUGCGGCCGGAGAAUUCAGCGCGCUUUACGUGGAUCAGUUCGAGAACGCUCGAUGCGUCCAACAACGGUUACUGGGCCGAGGCGAUCCCGGCCAUUGAGCAACCGCUCUGCGCCGUGCUCGAUCCGGUGCGUGACUUUCGUUGGCAUGCACUCCGCUGUGGCGGUCCCGAAACUGCCGCUUUCCUUUGCGAGCUACCAGUACCAGCAUGGGCGGUCGAUUGCACGCUGACGUCCAUCCCGUCGUUGACGGUGCAGUACAUGUCGGACAGCGGAACGGUACAGCUGGCGCGGGAUUGUGGCGAGUCGGGCACGAAGCAUAUUUCGUGCCAGGGCAAGCAGGACCGAGACAGCAUGGUCGAGCAGCUGCAAUGCAGCGAAACGGAGAACCUGGCGUCGGUGCUUGCCACUGACAGCAACAGCAACCGGCUCCUGUCAGUCCAGCCCAAGGAUGUUCUGGUUGGUGGCGCUGUGACAACUUCGAUUACGGGCAGUGGCGAUCCUUCCAUGCAUCAGCAGCAGCAACCGAUAUUGGAGCACGACAUCCUGACAGUAGUGUCGGGUAACGACGAGGAAAGCAGCAGCACUGGCGAAGGCAACACCAUCGAAAUCAACCCGAACCAGAUCGAAGACACGGUGAAGAACGUGAUCAAGCAGUUCAACCUUCAGGGCAUGAUGCAGAACGAGCCGAUGGCGUUGCGUGGUGGUGACGAACCACCUAGCCUACCUAGCAGAGAGCUGGAACAAGACGCAAACCCAGUGGUCAGUAAGAAACAGGGUUACAUGAAAAAGCACUCCCUUUUGCAGAGCGAGAAGAAGGAUCGCUACGAAACCAAGACGACCGGGGAUACGACCCGAAGAGUGUCGAUGCAGCGUAGUACACACGACGACGCAAAGGAGGCUUUCGGGAUGGAGCUGGAAGAAGACGAUGACGAACGGAUGCUGGGCGAUCAACCGAUGGCGGACGAGACGGAAACACAACCGAUCGACAUCGUCCAGGAAGCGGUGAAGCUAACGGCCGACGGUGACUAUCCGAUGGUCGAACCGGCUGUCAUGGUGACCACCAGGCUAGCGGCCGUCACCAGCGUUCCGGUUGAUGGCGAUCCAUCGGCAGAACCGACUACGCCCGAUUCGCGCAUCCGACGUGCCACGGCUGCCGCCCACAGAACUACCUCACUCGAUGAGUUCUCGGAAGCGGUGUCCGAGGAUCUUGCCGGCGCAACGCAAUCCUCGUCCUGGACCACGUGGCCCACCGGGGAGCCGGUAACACACACAACCGCGGUCAGCCACGUGUUACCGACCACCUCGAGGAAGGAACUGUUUACCGGCGAUCACUUCAUUCCCCCGAUGCUUCUGGUGAAGGCGCGCCUGAUCUUCGCUCGGCCGCUCGCCGACCCGGCCAUUACUUCCACGGCCGCCGCUCCGUCGGAGAUUGCCACGCCCGGAACAGAUGGCGUCGGAACGGCGUCGCUUCCAACAACGGAGCACACGAAUGGCGACGUUACGUCGCCAUCAACAUCAUCAUCGAUGGUCCAAAGGGAUGAUUCAGGAGUGGAAAGCAAAGAAAGCAAAGGCGCCGUUGUAACACUGGACGUACCGACGCCCGCAACGAUCGGCGUGAAGAAUGAUCCGGACGAUGUUGCCGCCGCCGCCGCCGCCAUCACUGUGACGGCCAUCACGACACCGUCCAUCGAUCGAGUGACGGAUACGGUGGUCAGCUCAGCCACCGAAGUACCGCCGACGGACACCAAUAUCGGCACAGGAAAUGUAACCGCCGAAGUUGCGACUUCCACCCGGGAGGCGAGCCCAUUCGCAAUCGCUUCCGUUGCAGGAGAAACGGUUUCAGUGGCACCAUCGACGACACCGUCCCGUGUUGGUUCCGCUACCAGCUCCCAGAUUGAGACAGCAAACAAUUCUUGGCUUCCGGACGUCGCACCGUCGGCGGAGUUGCACCAUGAUGAUGAGGAUAUAGUAAAGAUUGAAGAAGGAAACCAUCCGACGGAUGGUGAGCAUGAAAGUGUUGACGAUGGCGAACAGCUGAGAACUUCGCAGCAGCCUUCCGAGGUGGACAACAUGUUUUCCAACGUUGAUAACUAUCAACCCUACAAACCGAACCGACACCGCUCGCUCACCAAACAGGAGCAACACAUGAACCAUGCAAACUACAUCAAAAAGAUUCUCGGUUGAGCGGCUGGCGGAGGAACCGGAGUCGUCAAUCUUUCUCUCUUACACACACAACCACACACACGCUCGUUCUCCAAGCACCAAGUUCUACGACUGCACGAUUUGGCGCCCGCAUGAUUGCAUUUCGCGACGAUGAUCUGAGCAUUAAAUCUGCCGAGAUGCACGGACACUUUUUGGAGACAUGUAAACGAUGGCAAGCAUAGCAAGAGAUCAGCUCGUGUAAAAGGCGUGCAGCGAUACAGCGCUAGGGUUUUUGUGUGGGAAUGUAGUAGCAGUAGUACAUUCUUUGUCAAUGCCAGGCGUUGGUUCACUUAUGGCCCCAAAGCCCUCAGUUCAAAGACAGGUCGUUUAAAGACUAAUUUGGUUGCUGAUUUUGUUCUUGUAUUCUUCGCCUUCACGAACCCCCGACGAAUGUUGUGUUUAUUGUGCACCCACAUGAGCAUAUACAUUUAGCAAAACCCUAAACUAAAGUAUUUUUUUUUUAUGAUCCAAUGGGAACUUAAUGCACUUAAUUAUCGCUGUCCAUUCCACAAAGCAUUUCUCUUGAAUCGGAACCUUGAACUAGUUGAGGAAUCAUAUUUUUUAGAAUUCAACCGGCACAUAUAAGCGCUCUCCCGUGCAGUUUACAACCGUCGACCGUGAAAUGUGCGCGACUUCAGCUAACUGAAUGACAAUCUACCGCGUUUACCGAGACACACACAAAAUGUAAAUGUUGCAUUGUGCCCACAUUCUCAAGGUCAAGGUCAAAUAAUUUCGAACCUGAAAAUACCACUCGCGUACGUUAUGUUAGGUUUACGCAUCUAAAUUAGACGUUAUGCA
Messenger RNA from Anopheles cruzii, 3318 nucleotides. RefSeq lists its product as uncharacterized. The record is from RefSeq and is a predicted model, not a curated record. Bases 1 to 2502 code for a protein of 833 amino acids. The transcript has 6 exons. Lineage: Eukaryota; Metazoa; Arthropoda; Insecta; Diptera; Culicidae.